AUGGUGGCAAUAAUCCAGCCAAUUUAUCAGUACCUCCGAGGGAGAUGCAACCGUCGGCACAGAGGCUACGGCAAUGAGAUCUCCUCUCACCACGGAUGGUUUGGUGGUGGCAGCAGGCGCCCCUCAAACAUCCAAGGACAUGGCUCCUUCUUCUGUGGUGGAGAAGGCUCAGUCAUCUACAGCCGAGGAGCUUCCUUCUCCCAGCCCACGCCAUCACCGUCCCCCUACAGCCUUGCAGGGCGGUACAGUUGUGGUGUUGAUGGGUCUGUCACGAUAGACAACAGUGACAGCGGGGGAACAUCUGGCUGGGGUGUUUCAGUGGGUACAGUCCCUGUUUAUGGCACUGGCGAGGGGAUGGGGUGCAGCAGUGAGGACUCAGGCAUCGCUGGCAGCUCGGGGGGCGGUAGAGGAUCCAGCUACCACAGCGGGAGGUUGGGCAUCACUGUGGGAGGAAGCUACGGAUAUGAUGCAUCACCAAGAGAAAAUCCCUUAACAACAGGUGGGGACAGUUAUGGACCAGGGUAUUAUGGUGGAGGAUCAGGCUAUGACAUGGGGGGACACUCAGGCCCAGAGUUCAGCUCUGGAGGCAGUGGGUCCUCCCAGAUCAUACAGCAGAAAUGCCCCGUGGUCAUUCCCAGUAUUGAGCCCAAACAGAGCAAGCAGACGAGCCACUGGCCCCCUAUCCAGAAGAAGUGA
Molecule: messenger RNA, 696 nt
Organism: Colius striatus (speckled mousebird)
Lineage: Eukaryota; Metazoa; Chordata; Aves; Coliiformes; Coliidae
Product: keratin, type I cytoskeletal 9-like
Exons: 2
Coding region: 1-696 (231 amino acids)
Source: RefSeq, a predicted model, not a curated record